AUGGCUGAUUUGCAGCGCGUUGUGUCUGCUGCAGUGCGCGAGGAGCGGAACGGGCAGGCAAGCAGGAGCAACUCGCCACGCGGUGCCCCAACACAUGCGUCUCCUCUUCCUGUUGCGACCACUCCGUCUACAACUCCUCUUCCCCGGUUGGAUGUUCCUCCCCCCUUUGCUCCCGCUGCAUUUGCCGCCGCUCCUGGGAAUCGCAUGCGCCUGCCGUGGAUUCCUCCUCUGGCGGGUAUUGAGUUUGUAACCGCGGCAGGGGGAACUGUGAUAGCGCAGUAUCCGUUCUUCCUGCCUAUUGGUCGUGCUCCUCCGGCUGUGUAUGGGCACGCGACUCUUUCCCAGGGUGUUUCUCUGGAUGGCGGCCCUCAGGACGAGUGCCUAGAUGCCGCAGAUCGGCUUGCCGAGCUCCUGGCACCCGUGAUGGCUGCACCCGUGCGGGGUGGAGUUGCGGGCGUUGGACGGCUUGGGAAUACUCUCCGUGGUCUGCGGCGGUUUUUGCGCGCAGGGACUGCAGUCGACCUGAUCGGCGCAACCACAGUGGUGGCGCACGAGCUUCAUCGCUCGCUGACGGGGCUCCUUGCUAUUCUUGACGCGGAUCAGAUGUAG
Messenger RNA from Closterium sp. Naga37s-1, 609 nucleotides. Lineage: Eukaryota; Viridiplantae; Streptophyta; Zygnematophyceae; Desmidiales; Closteriaceae. The record is from the annotation of a GenBank genome assembly.